UCAACUCGAUCGUGUCUGAAUAAACAAAGCAUGGAAGAAUGCGCAGAUUAGUGUCUGAAUUAAAACUAGCGCCACUACAUAUCUGACAGGAUGAAGUUAACAUUAUGUUUUCUUUAGUGCACUAUCUAAUGCUAUCUUGUUUUGUUGCUUAGAUCAGCUCAACUUGUCCUUUGCUCCAGUGGAAUCCACGGCAGCAUGAUUCCCUGCACUAAUUAAUCCCAACCUUGAAUAAUCAAAUGAAGUACUCUGCCUGUGUAUUAAGAAAUUCAAGCCUCGAUUAUUAUGAUCAUCAACUUGCAUAGUGGUCUCCUUCUGACCAAGAACCAACCACUCCAUUGCAGAUCGAGACGAGCUAACCGAGCUCUGCAACUCUAAAGAAGAAAAAGAAGAAGAUGGAAAUGGAUGCUUCCGUGUGGGCGGCCGUAAUCGUAGCUUCCAUCAGCAUCUUGUUAUUGGUGUUCAAGAAGCUGAUCAAGAUCACGAGCUCCGGCGAUCGGCGGCUGCCUCCGGGCUCGUUCGGGCUGCCGGUGGUGGGCCAGACGCUGGGCUUCCUGCGCGCGCUCCGGGGCAACACGGGCGAGGCAUGGCUCCGGCGGUGGGCCGGCCUGUACGGCCCGGUAUCCAGAUUCUCCUUCCUGGGCGUCCCGACGGCCUUGCUCGUCGGCCCAGCCGCCAACAAGUUCGUCUUCUCCAGCUCCGGCCUCACCGCUAUGGCCACCAACUCCUUCCGCCGCAUGAUCGGCGGCCGCAACAUCCGCGACCUGGACGGCGCCGACCACCGCCGCGUCAGGGCCAUGAUGGUCACCUUCCUCAAGCUCGACGUCGUCAGGGGCUACGUCGCCACCAUGGACUCCGAGGUCCGCCGCCACCUCCGGGACCGCUGGCAGGGGCACGCAAACGUCGCCGUGCUGCCGUCCAUGAAGUCGCUCACCUUCGACAUCAUGUGCACAGUCAUCUUCGGCCUCGACGCCGGCGACACGGCGCGGCGGGACCUCGCCGUGGAGUUCGUGGAGCUGGUGAGGGGCAUCUGGGCGGUGCCGGUGAACCUCCCGUUCACGACGUUCCGGCGGUGCCUCGGCGCGGCACGGCGCGGGCGGCGCCUGAUCGCCGGCAUCAUCGAGGAGAAGCGCAGGCGGCUGCAGCGUGGGGAGAGCUCACCGGGCGACGACCUGAUCACCCACAUGCUCGCCGAGGGCACCGACGACGAGGAGAUCAUCGACAACGUCAUGUUCAGCAUGGUGGCGGCGCACGACACCACGGCGCUGCUCCUCACCUUCCUCAUCCGCCACCUCCAUGGCAACCCGGAAGCGUACGCCAAGGUCGCCGCCGAGCAGCAGGCCAUCGCCGUGGCCAAGAGAGCUGCCGGAGACGGAGAAGAAGCUCUGACGUGGGAGGACCUGGGCAAGAUGAGGUACACGUGGGCGGCGGCAAUGGAGACGCUGCGGCUGGUGCCGCCGGUGUUCGUGACGAUGAAGAAGGCGGUGCGAGACGUGGAGUUCGAGGGGCGGGUGAUCCCGGAGGGAUGGCAGGUGAUGUCGGUGAUGAACCUGACGCAGUGGGACCCGGCCAUCUUCCCCGACCCCGGCAGGUUCGACCCGGCGAGGUUCGGCGAGGCCGCCACCGUGCCGCCGUACAGCUUCGUGGCGUUCGGCGGCGGCGGUAGGAUCUGCCCCGGGAACGAGUUCGCGAGGGUGGAGACGCUGGUGGCCAUGCACUACAUCGUCACCGGGUUCCGGUGGAAGCUCGCCGCCGGCUGCGAUGGGAGCUUCUCCAGGUUCCCGCUGCCGUCACCGGCGCAGGGACUCCUCAUCGACAUCGAACCCAUCAACAAUUCACAGCUCAAGUGAAUAAUCAUGGGUCGAAUCAUAGAGUGAUUCUACUACGUAGUAACCUGAACCUGGACUGAAUCAUGGAUUCAGAGGUUCAGCUGCAACAUAUACAGGAGAUGUUCAGCUGGUGUUUUUAUGUGACAUUCAGGCCAACUGUUGGUCUUUGAAGAACAGACAUGAACCCAUAUACUGCAGAUUCAUCUUCUCAUGAAACAACAAAUCUAGAAAUAAGAAAUUAUUGUCUGAAUUUAAGUCA
Molecule: messenger RNA, 2085 nt
Organism: Brachypodium distachyon (stiff brome)
Lineage: Eukaryota; Viridiplantae; Streptophyta; Magnoliopsida; Poales; Poaceae
Product: cytochrome P450 716B1
Exons: 1
Coding region: 393-1847 (484 amino acids)
Biological process (GO): sterol metabolic process
Molecular function (GO): monooxygenase activity; heme binding; oxidoreductase activity, acting on paired donors, with incorporation or reduction of molecular oxygen
Source: RefSeq, a predicted model, not a curated record